Penicillium macrosclerotiorum is the source of this 894-nucleotide messenger RNA. RefSeq names its product SDR family NAD(P)-dependent oxidoreductase. The coding region runs from base 1 to 894 and encodes 297 amino acids. Gene Ontology annotation, cellular component: membrane. NCBI's taxonomy places the organism in Eukaryota, Fungi, Ascomycota, Eurotiomycetes, Eurotiales, Aspergillaceae. The record is from RefSeq and is a predicted model, not a curated record. The transcript has a single exon.
AUGUCUCGUCCAUUGACCCCUGUUAGGAGUUGCCAAGCCACCAAUAGACUGGUUGACUCUGCUCGCUUCGCAGGCUCCCUUGUGGGACAAGUGGCUCUAGUGACCGGAGCAAGUCGUGGAAUUGGCAGGGCGAUUGCUUUCGCAUUGGCGAACGCAGGUGCCCACGUCGUAUGCGUUGCCAGAACAGUCCAGGAUAUCUGGGAGACAGCAAACGAAAUUUCAGCCCAGACGGGAAUUGAAUCAUUGGCCAUCGCUGCAGAUGUUUCCAUUCUUGAGGAUAUUGAUUAUGCACUCCAACUAAUAAGACAAAAAUUUGGUCGGAUUGACAUUCUCAUCAAUAAUGCUGGGAUAUGCCGUAUUGGCCCCCUUGGCUGUGAGCCGGAUUUCAAUGCCUGGUGGCGGGUCCUUGAGGUCAACCUACGUGGGCCGGCCGCCCUCAUCCAUCGAGUCCUUCCUGAAAUGCUCCAUCGAGAUCGGGGGGUCAUCAUUAGCAUUGGAAGUCGAAAUGCGAUCCACAAUUUUCCAUUCUUAACCGCCUAUAGCGCCGCAAAGACAGCCUUACUUAGAGUACACCAAUGUCUAGAUAUGGAAAUCACCGAUUCGGGUAUACGGCACUUUUAUUUGCAACCGGGAGAUGUGCCCACUUCCCUAAUAGACAAUGCCGUGAACCUCGAAGCCCUUGAAACAAUACCAGCCUUGCAAGAGAUGAUCAAUUCAAUACAGUCUGUCUUUAGUGGACCCGAUGCAUGUUCACCGCAAGUUGCUGGAGAUGCAUGCGUUGUGCUAGCUGCGGAUUCAGAUUCUCAAGCGUUGAGCGGUAUGUAUCUCGAUGUCGAUAAAUUGAGUCUGCAUCUGGAACAGGCCAAGAAAGAGUGUAAAUCUAAGCGGAUCUAA